This is a messenger RNA of Nanorana parkeri, 1149 nucleotides long. It is a transcript of the gene RNMT, whose product is annotated as RNA guanine-7 methyltransferase. Gene Ontology annotation, biological process: 7-methylguanosine mRNA capping. The transcript is spliced from 9 exons. Gene Ontology annotation, molecular function: mRNA 5'-cap (guanine-N7-)-methyltransferase activity. The record is from RefSeq and is a predicted model, not a curated record. The coding region runs from base 1 to 1149 and encodes 382 amino acids. NCBI's taxonomy places the organism in Eukaryota, Metazoa, Chordata, Amphibia, Anura, Dicroglossidae. Gene Ontology annotation, cellular component: nucleus.
AUGCCAAGCAGCAGUAUUGCCUCAUCUAAGGAGUACAUGCUGGUCCUUCCUCCAAAGUACAAGCUUUGUCUCUUUUGGAUAAGUGCUAACCGCUGCAGGUGCAUACACAAAUUCUGUUUCUUCCCUGUGGGACUGCCUUCCGAUCGUCCAUCAGAUGAUUUGGUUGGAGACCAAUCUGCUACAAGUGAAUCUAGCUCUCCGCCAAAGAGGAAGUCGGAUGUUUUGGAUCCUCCAGCUAAGAAAGUGCUGGCUACCGAUCAACCAUCAGAUGAUUUGGUUGUGGACCAGUCUGCUACAAGUGAAUCUAACUCUCCGCUGAAGAGGAAGUCGGAUGUUUUGGAUCCUCCAGCUAAGAAAGUGCUGCCUUCGGAUCAUCCAUCAGAUGAUUUGGUUGGAGACCAGUCUGCUACAAGUGUAUCUCGCUCUGCACUGAAGAGGAAGUCGGAUGUUUUGGAUCCUCCAGCUAAGAAAGUGCUGCCUUCUGAUCAUCCAUCAGAUGAUUUGGUUGGAGACCCAUCUGCUACAAGUGUAUCUAGCUCUCCGCUGAAGAGGAAGUCGGAUGUUUUGGAUCCUCCAGCUAAGAAAGUGUGCAUAGAAGAAGGCCACUCCUCUGCUGUUGCUGCACAUUACAAUGAACUCCAGGAGUGUGGAUUAAAGCAGCGAAGUCAGUCUCGUAUCUUCUAUCUGAGAAACUUCAAUAACUGGAUGAAAAGUGCACUCAUAAAUGAGUUUAUCGAAAGAGUGCGGGAGAGAAAAAAUAGAAACGUCGCAGUAUUGGAUCUCGGCUGUGGGAAAGGUGGAGAUUUGUUAAAGUGGAGGAAAGGCAAAAUAGAUCACCUUGUCUGUACAGAUAUAGCAGAAGUUUCUGUCCAGCAGUGUAAACAGCGGUAUGUUGACAUGAAAGAACGAGCCCGCCAUGAGUAUAUUUUUCAAGCAGAGUUUGUGACUGCAGAUUCUACAAAGGAGCUAUUGUCUACAAAGUUCAAAGAUCCAAAGAUGACUUUUGACAUCUCCAGCUGUCAAUUUGUUUACCAUUAUUCAUUUGAGACAUAUGAGCAGGCUGACAUGAUGCUCAGAAAUGCCUGUGAACCACUUUGCCCAGGAGGCUAUUUCAUCGGCACAACUCCAGAUGGCUUUGAGCUGGUGUAA